Diprion similis is the source of this 3190-nucleotide messenger RNA. RefSeq names its product epithelial discoidin domain-containing receptor 1-like. NCBI's taxonomy places the organism in Eukaryota, Metazoa, Arthropoda, Insecta, Hymenoptera, Diprionidae. Gene Ontology annotation, biological process: multicellular organism development; positive regulation of kinase activity; protein phosphorylation. Gene Ontology annotation, cellular component: signaling receptor complex. The record is from RefSeq and is a predicted model, not a curated record. Bases 159 to 2981 code for a protein of 940 amino acids. The transcript is spliced from 16 exons. Gene Ontology annotation, molecular function: collagen binding; ATP binding; protein tyrosine kinase collagen receptor activity.
GUUGUAUAUGUAUGUACUCGUCGUAUUCGUGGGAUUGAUGUUGUAAAUAAUUGAGCAGUGAGUGAAAAUCGACCGACUGGAUCUGCCGCUUCUCAUCAUCGACGAUCGGCAAGGGAAUGACGGGGGUCGAACGGUGAGCUGUGGCCUAGCCGUCUGCGAUGAGGGAUGCCCGAAGGAUCUCCUCCGGAGGGGCGUCACCUGCCCUCAUCCUUAUUUUCCCGGUCGUCCUGGGCAGCCUCGUCAUCGUCGUCCACGGCGUUGAUCUCUCCCAAUGUAUCGCCCCUCUUGGCAUGGAAUCGGGGGCCAUUCCGGACGCCGAUAUCACCGCAAGCUCAAGUUUCGACAGCGGAAACGUCGGUCCCCAUCAGGCUAGGUUACGGAUGGAGAAUCAGGGUGGCGCCUGGUGUCCCAAGGAGCAGAUAACGACGGAGCCACGUGAGUGGCUUCAGGUCGACUUGCACACCGUCCACUUGAUCACGGCGACCGGAACUCAGGGACGAUUUGGAAACGGAGUCGGCGUCGAAUACGCGGAAGCAUAUCUGCUCGAGUACUGGCGUCCCCGGCUUGGAAAGUGGGUUCGUUACAGGGACGCGAAGGGCGAAGAGGUGAUCAAAGGGAACACGAACACGUACCUCGAGUCGAAACACGAACUAAAACCACCCCUAUGGGCGAGCAAAGUCCGUUUUUUACCCUACAGCUACCACCGACGAACGGUCUGCAUGCGGGUGGAACUCUACGGAUGCUAUUGGUCAGACGGCGUAGUGUCCUACUCGAUGCCCCAGGGCGACAAGCGAGGCAACGGAUGGGAGUUUUUCGACGCGACGUACGACGGUCACUGGGACGGAGACCUCCAGCGAGGCCUUGGCCAGCUGACGGACGGGCAGACGGGUCCGGACAACUUCAAGAUGGGCUUCUACGACUACGAUCGUAGCCAGGGUUGGGUCGGGUGGAGGAACGACACGAGGUCCGGUCAGCCCCUCGAGAUAAAGUUCGAGUUUGACCAGGUGCGGGAAUUCUCCGCCGUUCACAUAUACUGCAACAACCAGUUCACCAGGGACGUUCAGGUCUUCUCCCAGGUCGAUAUCCUCUUCAGCGUUGGCGGUAAGUACUACACCGGUGAACCUAUCACCUACACCUACAUGGAGGACAAGAUAUUCGAGACCUCGAGGAACAUCACCAUCAAGCUUCACCAUCGGGUUGGAAAGUUCGUCAAUCUCAGGCUCCACUUUUCAGCAAGGUGGAUCAUGCUCAGCGAGGUGACAUUCGAUUCUGACAUUGCUCACGGUAAUUUCACCCCCGAAGAAGCUCCGUCGACGGAACCGCCACCUCUGGGCGACGUCUUCGUCGAGAAGGAUGCCGCCAAUGACGGCGAGCUGCCCGUCUCGACGGCGAAGCACGACGACCCCACCUACAUGGCCGUCGUCAUCGGCGUCCUCACCGCAGUUAUUCUCCUCCUCGCUGUCGCCAUUUUCCUCAUAGUAUCCCGGCACAGGCAGAGGAAGUGCUUCGCAAGUCCCAUGACCGGCAAAGCACCCUCUCACCUUGGAUCCACCUGCGCCACCGUCGAGAAGGGCGCAGCCCUUAUGGCUUACACUCUUGAGGAUGACGAGAGGUACGCCGGAGGAUCGCUGCCAACUCUGCCUCGGGACCUGGGAAACCGACUGCUGGACAUCGUGAAGCUGGACGACUAUCAGGAGCCGUACAGGGCGUUGAAAUACGCUCCUUACUACAGCUACAGCACGGUGGUGAUGGAGAUGAAGGACAUGAUGCUGAACAACAAGGGUGGUGGUAGCAUCAAUCAGUCAGUUUACGCCAACGGCGCUGUCGACACGUCCUACGACUACGCGGUUCCCGAACUUGGCACAGUACCACUUCUGAACCCCGAUGGAGUUCCUAGGGUCUCGUCGAGCGGUGCGAGCGACCAGGAAAGCCUCUUCUCCAAGGAAUCUUCCCGUGGAAGCAAACCCGAGGAUAAGAAGUCGCCGACGCAACAGGAGGUUCUCUCAGCCCUGAAGCGACGCCUCGAGCAGACCAGCGUGCCCCUCUUCCCACGCCAUCGACUACGCAUGCUCUCAAAGCUGGCCGAGGGCGCUUUUGGAACGGUGUACGUCGCCGAGGCCGAGGGCAUACCGGAGUACGGGACGACGGCAACCCUCGGUAAGAGACUCGUGGCAGUAAAGUUCCUCCUUCCGGAUGCCAACGAAAAAGAGAAGCUCGACUUCCAGCGUGACGUCAGGAUCCUCGCAGCCCUCGAGGAUCGCAACAUCGCCAGAGUCCUCGGUGCCUGUUGCAGGGAGGAGCCCUUCUGCGUGGUUAUGGAGUACCUGGAUCACGGUGAUCUCUGCCAGUUUCUGAAGACCCACAUCACCGCCGAAGACGCUCAUUCGAUGCCAAUGGGAGUCAAGACGCUCAGUUUCAACUGUCUUAUCUACAUGGCAGCCCAAAUAGCUUCGGGGAUGCGUUACCUGGAGAAUCUUAACUUCGUUCACCGGGAUCUGGCGACGAGGAACUGCCUUGUGGGAAAAGCGUACCACAUAAAGAUCUCGGACUUUGGAACGGACAACGAGCUCUACGCCUCCGACUACUUCAAGGUGGACGGUAACAUGCCGCUUCCGGUGCGCUGGAUGGCCUGGGAAUCGAUCUUUCUGGGAAAGUACACGACGAAAAGCGACGUUUGGGCUUUCGCCGUCACCCUCUGGGAGAUCCUGAACCUGGGAAGACGUGUACCCUACGAGCAUCUUAGCGACGACGAAGUCGUCGCGAGCCUCGGUCACCUCCAGCGGAUAUCCGCUGGCGAAAACUCCAACAGCGAACCAGAGGAGACAGCCUUUGUCUAUCUACAGAGGCCCGCCGCCUCCUCGAAGGACAUCUAUGACCUUAUGCUCGAGUGCUGGAGACGGGAGGAGAACGAGAGGCCGACAUUCCGCGAGAUAUCCUUAUUCCUGCAGCGGAAGAACCUCGGCUAUGCACCCACUUCUUGAUAUUAAGUCAUUGGGGCUUCCGCUCUCAUAAAGCGCGGUCUCGUCCUUUCGCCGACUAAGCUACGGAUGGCCACCUAGCGGCUUUGUAAUUAUAAACGUUAUACACAGUUACUCCAUGCAUUCCUCUCGAUGAUUAUCCUACCCUCGGGACACGGACAUCUCGUAUUUAUUUUUUUUUUCUACUAGGUAUAGGUACCAGGGUUGUACGA